Molecule: messenger RNA, 3120 nt
Organism: Triplophysa dalaica
Lineage: Eukaryota; Metazoa; Chordata; Actinopteri; Cypriniformes; Nemacheilidae
Gene: ube3a
Product: ubiquitin protein ligase E3A
Exons: 11
Coding region: 366-2939 (857 amino acids)
Biological process (GO): ubiquitin-dependent protein catabolic process; protein polyubiquitination
Molecular function (GO): ubiquitin protein ligase activity
Source: RefSeq, a predicted model, not a curated record
CUUCAAAUGAGGAUUUUGUUCAUAUUAAAACGUUUCUAUAUAUUUGAGACACGCGCCAUAAACUGACUGACUUGUAGCAGACUGCCAAAGCGCUGUGGUGUUCUUUUAUCCUGAUGGUCGUUCUCGUUUCGCUUUGCAUUGUGGGAUCGCUCUCCGUGUUUCCCUCAGUUGAUCAAGAUGGCCGCGAAUAAUUUGUGGAGGGGCUUUAGCUGAAUUCACGCCUCACUCGGAGCGAUUGUGAUGUUGAGAGUCCCGAUUCGUACGCCCGCCUCAAAACACCUGCCGAAGAUUGCCGCGUGACCACCUUUUGGUCUUGAGUUCAGAGCUGUAGAAGAGUGUGAUAUUGGCCACCUCAAGCAAUUCUAAUGAAGCGAGCGGCUGCAAAGCAUUUAAUCGAGCGCUACUACCACCAGUUAACAGAGGGCUGUGGAAAUGAGGCCUGCACGAAUGAGGCUUGUGGCUCUUCACCGGUUUUCCAGCGCUUGGAUAACAAUGCAGCGGCCAUCAAGGCCCUGGAGUUGUAUAAGAAUAAUGCCAAACUGUGUGAUCCUCAUCCCUCUAAGAAAGGAGCCAGUUCAGCCUUCCCAGAGAACAGUGCCAAAGGAGCUCACAACUUCUCUGCGUGCAGUAACGGGAAGAUGAACCAUAAGGAACUGCAACCCACACGGGAGGACUUUAGAGAUCUGAAUGACUUGACGGAGGAGAAGGUGUAUGAAAUUCUGAGCCUCUGUAGUGAGACCGGGGACUAUUCUCCUUUAAUCCGUGUCAUCGGUAGGGUUUUCUCCAGCGCGGAGAGCCUGGUCCAGAGUUUCCGCAAGGCAAAGCAGCACACCAAGGAGGAGCUCAAGUCCCUCCAGGCCAAGGAUGAAGACAAGGACGAAGAUGAGAAAGAGACGGCUUCCGGUUCAUCCGCAGCCAUGGAGGUGGAAGCCGAGUCCUCAGCGUCAGCCGGGGAGGGGUCGUCUCACGGGGAGAACAACGUGCAAAGGUUGGGCCCCGUAGAAGUUUCUGUAGACAUCGAAGCGGUAAGAAGAGUGUAUGACAGACUGUUAUCGAACGAGAAGAUCGAAGCAGCAUUCCUCAACGCAUUAGUCUACUUGUCGCCCAAUGUAGAAUGUGACCUCACCUAUCACAACGUGUAUGCAGCCGACCCCAAUUACCUGAACGUCUUCAUCAUCAUCAUGGAAAACAGUAACCUCCACAGUCCGGAGUAUCUGGAGAUCGCCCUGCCGCAGUUCUGCAAGGCCAUGAGCAAGCUACCUCUACCCGCUCUGGCCAAGCUGGCACGGUUGUGGUCGCAGUACGGCGUCGACCAGAUACGACGACUGGUGGAGACCUUCCAGCAGCUAAUAACCUACACGGUCAUCAGCAACGAGUUCAGCAGCGACAACCUGGUCAACGAGGACGAUGGUGUGGUGGCGGCUAACAAGUGCUUGAAAAUCGUCUACUAUGCAAACGUUCUGGGCGGCGACCUGGACAUGGAUCACAACGAGGAGGAGGACGAUGAACCCAUCCCAGAGUCCAGCGAGCUGACCCUGCAAGAGCUGUUGGGGGAGGAAAGACGCAAUAAGAAAGGCCCACGCGUGGACCCGCUAGAGACGGAACUGGGCAUCUGUACCUCGGACUGUCGAAAACCCCUUAUCCCCUUUGAGGAGUUCAUCAAUGAACCUCUUAAUGAUGUGCUGGAAAUGGACAAAGAUUACACCUUCUUUAAGGUGGAGACAGAAAGCAAGUUCUCCUUUAUGACGUGUCCGUUCAUUCUUAACGCUGUGACAAAGAAUCUAGGGCUGUACUAUGACAACCGAAUCCGCAUGUACAGUGAGCGCAGGAUUACUGCCCUCUACAGUCUGGUGCAGGGACAGCAACUCAACCCCUAUCUGCGACUCAAAGUGCGCAGAGACCACAUCAUAGAUGAUGCUCUUGUCAGGCUGGAGAUGAUUGCUAUGGAAAACCCAGCAGACCUGAAGAAGCAGCUGUAUGUGGAGUUUGAAGGAGAGCAGGGAGUUGAUGAAGGAGGAGUAUCUAAAGAGUUCUUUCAACUGGUUGUAGAGGAGAUCUUUAACCCAGAUAUAGGCAUGUUUACCUAUGAUGAAAGCACAAAACUUUUCUGGUUCAACCCUUCAUCUUUUGAAAAUGAUGGCCAGUUCACCUUGAUAGGCAUUGUAUUGGGCCUAGCUAUCUACAAUAACUGCAUUCUUGAUGUCCACUUCCCUAUGGUGGUUUACAGAAAACUGAUGGGAAAGAAAGGAACGUUUCGAGACCUUGCAGACUCUCAUCCGGUUCUUUAUCAGAGUCUGAAUGAUCUCCUUCAGUAUGAGGGUAAUGUGGAGGAAGAUAUGAUGAUUACCUACCAGAUCUCACAGACAGACCUGUUUGGAAACCCACUAAUGUAUGAUUUAAAGGAAGGUGGCGACAAAAUCCCAGUUACCAAUGAAAGCAGAAAGGAAUUUGUGGCCCUUUAUGCAGAUUACAUGCUAAACAAAAGUGUAGAGAAGCAGUUCAAGGCCUUCAGAAGAGGAUUCCACAUGGUCACGAAUGAAUCCCCAUUGAAGUAUCUGUUUCGAUCAGAAGAAAUUGAGCUGCUUAUAUGUGGCAGCAGGAAUCUCGACUUUCAAGCACUUGAAGAUAGUACAGAGUACGAUGGUGGAUACAACAAAGAUUGCCACAUUAUUAAAGAUUUUUGGGAGACUGUGCACUCGUUUGGACAGGAACAGAAGAGGCUGUUUCUACAGUUCACCACUGGCACAGAUAGAGCUCCUGUUGGAGGUUUGGGCAAACUCAAGAUGAUCAUUGCCAAAAAUGGCCCCGACUCAGACAGGUUACCCACCUCUCAUACUUGCUUCAACGUGCUGCUCCUCCCUGAAUACUCCACCAAGGAGAAACUUAGAGAGAGACUCCUUAAAGCCAUCACUUACGCCAAAGGCUUCGGCAUGCUCUGAGACACUAGGAUCCGCGAAAGAACUCGCUCGUUUGUCCGUUAAAGGAGAAAUCUUUUACAUCGACAAGUUAAAAUAAAUAUCAAGUUUAAACGUAAGGCAACGUGAAAUGGGUUUAAAUGGGAACGUUCUGGUGACCGUGCGCCUGUGCCUAAAAAAGUUGAUUAAACCACACUGGACUCUU